Camelina sativa (false flax) is the source of this 244-nucleotide messenger RNA. RefSeq lists its product as uncharacterized. The record is from RefSeq and is a predicted model, not a curated record. NCBI's taxonomy places the organism in Eukaryota, Viridiplantae, Streptophyta, Magnoliopsida, Brassicales, Brassicaceae.
GUGAAUGGGUCACCUGGGCUUGUCUAAGUUCCGACCCAGGAAAGUCCCCGGGCCACUUAUCCGCAGAGAUGCGGCCUCGGUAACGAGAGAGUCAUAAGGUGGAGAGAUAAAAGCUGAGACGCGUGUGUGGAGCUUCUCUCCGCCGAUGAUAUCAUGGCCGUUCGUAUUACGACAGUUAUUCACCUGGUCCUUAUCGGACUAACUGAACGGGGCUUACGUUUCAAUGACAAACAACUUUUUUUAU